Messenger RNA from Nannochloropsis gaditana CCMP526, 576 nucleotides. Its product is annotated as surfeit locus 1. The record is from RefSeq and is a predicted model, not a curated record. The transcript has 2 exons. The annotation marks the transcript as partial. Gene Ontology annotation, cellular component: membrane.
AGACGCUCACAAGCGAAUUAUGUUACAUUGGCACAAUAACCGGGGAUUAGGUUAUCACAGGGCUUCCUGAGUUGCUGUCAAAUGACCCGCAGGGGAGCUAGAGCUGUGCAGCUUGCCGCUUCACAACUCGAUUCCUCUUCCGUCUUUUCAUCCCGUUUCGCUUCGCAUGUUCGACGGCGCGUGUCGUCCUCGACAAGAUUACCUCCUGCAGGCGUUUCCUCAAGCACGGGGAAUUCGAAGGGGAAAUCCACAGACUUGGCAGGGUUGUUGCUCUUUGGAGGCCUAGUUGUUGGAACUGGGUGCCUAGGCGUGUGGCAGUCGGAGAGAUAUUUUUGGAAAAUUGACGCCAUUCAAGAACGGAACGAGUGUCUUGCAAAACAACUUGAGCCAUUGCCAGAUUUUCCCGAAGCCUACCGUCGUUACUUGGUGAGCGGCACCUUUCUUCAUGGCUUAGAGCUUUCUGUCGGGCCGCGGGCGGCUCCCCCCUCCGUCCACGGACCCGCCCAGGGCCUUGGCACCAACCCCCAAGGCUUCUACAUCCUCACCCCUUUCCGCGCCGGAGACGGGUACGUGGUG